AUGUUUUUCCUAUUUUGUUUUUCCAUUUUUUCCUUACAAUGGGUGCACGGAUUUAACAAUAGGCAAAAUAUCUUAGAAUUGCUUCCUGAGAAUGAUCUUCUCCGUGAUAAAUUAAAAAACGAGAAAUACGAUUUUUGGGUAAAAAAAGACACUGAAGAUCAGGAAGGUGCAUUUACAAUGGGAUCCGUAACAUAUAGAAAAUACUAUGGUCAUUCAAAUGAAGCUGCAAUCAUGCUUCAAGAAUCUGAUGAUUAUUCUUUAUUUACUCCAUUUAUUCAAAUUCCGUCAUCUAACAAUAAUCAAACAGAUGGAAAUACUUUGAUUCUGAAGGUCGAUGAAACACCAAAUACACCACAAAAUGCAGAAAUGAAAAUUCCACCAAAACCAAAUGAGCAUCCACUUUCAGUUAGAUAUAACAAGCGAUUCCAACCUAUUUCUGAUGAUAAUAUUGAUGAUGAUUACAAUCCAAACAAAGAAAAUCUGCCAUUAUAUAAGAAAUCUGAUGCAAAGCUUAGUGUAGAGUCAUCAAAUAUCGACUACGAUGAAUCCUCUUCAACAGAGAAAUACAUUCCCCGAAAAGAUCCCGUUGUUCCUGUUGUUCGGGCGAAUAUCCAAAGUCAUCAAAGGGAAACACCAAGAUCUAACCUAUGUUCAUUAUCCUACUACUUCAUUGGGGCACUUGGAGUCCUUUCUUCUUCAGUUUUUGUCAUGUUUUGUGUAGUUAUCAUCAGAUCAAGGAAAAAGAAUGCGAAAAUCAUACUUGAAGAGUCCAAAAUAGAUGAACCAUCAUUACCUAUACUAAAUAUGCAAACUUUGGAUCAGAUUUACCAGAUGAUUCAACUUUUCAAGCUGAAUAACGUUGGAAGUAUCAUAGAUGAACUCAAUUUCCCUUCCAAUUACUCGGCCAACGGUUUUGAAGCCCUCAAAAUCCAUUAUUCUGAUAAUUUUUAUUUGAACUCAAAUUGUGACACAAUUAUUAUAAUCCGAAACUUAUAUCAGCAUGGGAAGAUAUCAGAAGCCAAAUCCCUCCAUUAUUUGUCGUUAUUUAAUGGAUUAUCUGAUCAUAUUUUAUCUUGGUAUUUAAUUCAUAAGCCAACAUAUAACUUAUGUGGUGGUCCUAACUCUGAACAGUUCCUUGCUUCUCUUCCAAAGAAAUUCCCGAAGCGAUUGAAAAAUAAGAAAUAA
Trichomonas vaginalis G3 is the source of this 1185-nucleotide messenger RNA. RefSeq lists its product as uncharacterized. The coding region runs from base 1 to 1185 and encodes 394 amino acids. The record is from RefSeq and is a predicted model, not a curated record. NCBI's taxonomy places the organism in Eukaryota, Parabasalia, Trichomonadida, Trichomonadidae. The transcript has a single exon.